AUGCGGUAUAACAUCUCACCAUCAACAACCCCUCCCCCGCCCCCCUCCCCACCAGACAUUGCAGCGUCGUCCUCAUAUGCCGUCGGGGCGGCCACCCAUCCACAUCCACCACCGUCCUUCGUUCACGACCAGCAGCAGCAGCAGACAAUAGAGCAGCAGCAGCCCAUCGCCGCCGCGCUGCCGCCGCCAGGCACCUCGCCCACCCCCGCCGCUGCUGUCCCCACCCACGUCCUCACCCUCCCCCCGCCACCGGCACCCAUCCCCCAGUCGCUGCAAGAGGUCGACGCCGUCCCCCAAGGCCACAUUGUCGACGAGGACGAGCUCGAGGUCAGAUUCGACAAGGACCCACCACAUACGCCGCUCGAAAAGUUCAGAGCAAAGAUGGCAGAGAACCAGGCCGUCAUCAACACCUUCGUCGCGGGUGGCCUUGCUGGCGCGACAAGUAGGACGGUCGUGUCGCCUCUGGAGCGUCUGAAAAUCAUUCUCCAGGUGCAGGGCAAGAGCAGCGGAGCAAGUAACCAGGCAUACGGUGCACUAUGGCCGUCGCUCGUGCGCAUGUGGAAGAGCGAGGGCUUCGCGGGCUUCAUGAAGGGCAAUGGCAUCAACGUCGUCCGAAUCCUCCCAUACUCGGCUAUCCAGUUCACGUCGUACGGCGCGUUCAAGAACCUCGCGCUGCAGUGGUCGGGCCAGGAGGUGCUGAGCACGCCGUGGAGGCUGGCGUCUGGCGCAGCGGCAGGCAUCAUGGCAGUUUCAUUCACAUAUCCGCUUGAUCUCGUCCGCGCGCGUCUGUCGAUCGCCACGGCCAACAUGGCCCACUCGGGCUCGGCGGCGGCCUUCACCGCCGAGGACGCCCAGCUCGGCAUUGUCGGCAUGACCAAGAAGGUCUACCGCCAGGAGGGUGGCAUCCGCGGUCUCUACCGAGGAUGCUGGGCCACCGCCGUCGGUGUCGCACCCUACGUCUCGCUGAACUUCUACGGCUACGAGACGCUCAAGGGCAUCAUCCUGCCCCCAGGCCUCGACUGCGGCGACCUUGAGUUUGCGGCCCGCAAGCUGUCAUGUGGUGGUCUGGCCGGCGCCUUCAGCCUCAUGUUCACACAUCCAUUCGAUGUCCUGAGGCGAAAGAUGCAGGUCGCGGGCCUGUCGACACUGGGCGAGCCCAACGUCGGCGCCAUCGAGACGCUCAAGCUCAUGAUCCAGCGCGAUGGAUUCUGGAGGGGCUUAUACCGCGGCCUCGUCCCCAACCUGGUCAAGAUUGUGCCCUCGAUGGCCGUGUCAUUCUACACGUUUGACACGGUGAGCGACUUGCUGGCAAAGUGGACGCAUAUCCAAGAUGAGGACGAGUGGGCAUGAUGAGAUGAGCAUGAGCAAAGGCUCAGUGUACGAUUAGAGAGUCGACUGUCACGUUAGAAGGGUUUCUGGCGGCGCAGCGUGGCCAGGGCUGCGCGCCAGCGUAUCAUCAGUUAACUGCCAUAUUUCUUUCAUCGCAUCAUCAGAGCUGUGGACAAUGCAGUGCAUAGCAUCGGAAAACAAGAGGUUCUAACCAGAGGACCAAAAGGGGGCAGGGUGGGAGUACAAGUGGGAGUGGGGUGAGUGCCGGCAGUGAUGCCAUCAGAUAAGAUAAAGAAACCGGUCUAUAGCUUGGUGGCCUUGACCACAACUGGGAUCAUCUCGCCAGUCGUAAGCGGGUAUGCCUGGUGGCCUAGCACGGCGAGGAGAUUGCUCAGGAUGGCGCCGUGCGCCGUGAUGCUAAUGUCUGUCUCCUUGGCCGCGCCGUCAAAGAUGCGGUCCAUUGCCCGGCGCAUGCGGUGCUGCAUGUGGGCGUUGGUCUCCCGGUCGUCUGGGCGCCAGAGCUCGUCCUCCUCGGUGAAGCCCUCCUCGAUCUUGACCAUGGGGAAGCGUUUGGAGAUGUACGUCUGGGGGUUAGCGCGACCAGGAUCUCCCAACCCACCUUGGAGCUCCGGCGGUCACACGUGUGCGAGCCGUAGAUCUCACGGAAGUCCUGCGAUGGUUAGUAGUGGCCAACACACGCGACCCACUUCCCACGUCUCGGGUGUCCCCUUCAACAGGUCGCCCCAGCUGUUGAGCAUGGUCUGGCACGUCCGCGUAAGGGGUGAGACGAACCACAUGAUCUCGUCGGGGUUGAUGGGCGCGCCGUGCUCGAGCUCGCGGCGCCACGCCGCCUGUACGGCAAGCGUCUGCUCGUGGCCCAGCGGCGUGAGUUCUGGGUCUGGGCCCCACGCCAGCUCGCCGUCGCCGAGGAGGUAGGUGUAGUGGGUCUCCCACGCGUCGACUCCGUAUUUGCUCGCGGCAAAGUUGUGCCAGCCCUGCCCGUGGCGGCCGAGGAACAUGACCUUGUAGGACACGUUGGGCUCUGCGCUGGCCUGGAGGGCGGCGACAUCGCGACGGAGGUUGUGCCACCUGUCGGGGCUCUGGUCGACAAGUCCAAACGACUUGUCGAGCUGCUCCUCGAACGCGACGUGCUUGGGCUCGGGGCCCGACUGGAGGAAGAAGCCCGGCACGACAGCGUACGCGUACUUGUGGACGGGGUCCAGCAGCCCGGGCGACGUGAGCGGGCCGCCGCUCUCGGUCGCUGCGACCGCCGGCACGUCGGGGUGCGGGUGGUGCUUUGCCUCGCUGGCUGCGGCAGAGAGGAGCGCGGCGGCCUUGGCGCUCAGCGUGUCGGCCUGCUGCUUUUGCUGGGGGAGAUUUGUCGCUGUCAUUGUGUGGGUGUGUUUUGAAGAGAAGAGAGAGAGAGAGUGGAGGUUUGGAAGGAGUGGACUUGUCGCCGCUGGAUAAUUUCUACGUCUAGACGCGUGUGGGUCUGCUUGACGAUGCUGACAGAUCUGUUACAGGAAUCGUCCGAGUGAAGGGCGAGUUGCUGAUGCAGCGCCUGUGUCCCGUUGUGGCCGGAGUGGACAAAGAGGAGAUAGAGUGGAAAUCU
This is a messenger RNA of Vanrija pseudolonga, 2941 nucleotides long. Its product is annotated as purtative mitochondrial carrier. The record is from RefSeq and is a predicted model, not a curated record. NCBI's taxonomy places the organism in Eukaryota, Fungi, Basidiomycota, Tremellomycetes, Trichosporonales, Trichosporonaceae. The coding region runs from base 1 to 1350 and encodes 449 amino acids. The transcript has 10 exons. Gene Ontology annotation, biological process: transmembrane transport; adenine nucleotide transport. Gene Ontology annotation, molecular function: nucleotide transmembrane transporter activity.